GUACCUCAGGAGGACUGAGCGGGCUGGAAGAAACAGGCUUGAUGCGUGACACGUGGAAAACUGGGUGGCACUUCAGAGACUUAGGGAGGCGGAGCUUGACUGCCACCCGUUGAUGAUCUUGAUGAUGGGGAACGGUCCAAUGAAUCUGGGGGCCAGUUUCCUGGAAUCGGUGACCAUGGACCCCGAAGAUUACCAACCGCCCAUAUGGAAGUCCUACUUAUACCAACUGCAGCAGGAAGCCCCGAGACCAAGACGGAUUGUAUGUCCUCAAGAGAUGGAGACCAGGCCCAAAUACUACGGCAGAGAAUUUCAUGGCGUGAUCUCUCGAGAACAUGCAGAUGAGCUUCUGACGUCAGCUGAGGGUUCCUACCUGAUCAGGGAGAGCCAAAGGCAGCCUGGGACUCAUACAUUGGCCUUAAGGUUUGGGCCUCAGAUGCUCAACUACAGGUUGUUCUAUGAUGGCAAGCAUUUUGUCGCUGAGAAGAGGUUCGAGUCGGUGCAUGAUCUCGUCACAGACGCCCUUAUCACUCUCUACAUCGAGAGCAAGGCGGCAGAGUACAUUGCCAGAAUGACUGCCAACCCGAUCUACGAGCACCUGGGAUACACUUCAUUGCUGAAGGACAAAACCGUGCACAGGCUGAGCCGCGGGCGCACCGAAUCUCGCAGGGUCACCUUUGUGAGGGAUGGACAGAUCUCCUCGUCUCUGGUGAGGCAGAGCACCUUGAAAGACACACCAGAGAAGCAGUGCUCCUAUGAGAAGAUCCAUAACUUUAAGGUACACACCUUUCGAGGGCCACACUGGUGUGAGUACUGCGCCAACUUCAUGUGGGGCCUAAUUGCCCAAGGUGUCCGCUGCUCAGAUUGCGGGCUGAGUGUACACAAGCAGUGCUCGAAGCUGGUGCCCAGCGACUGCCAGCCGGACCUGCGCAGGAUAAAGAAAGUGUUCAGCUGUGACCUCACCACACUCGUCAAGGCCCACAACACCACCAGACCCAUGGUUGUGGAUCUCUGCAUUCGGGAGAUAGAGCUCCGAGGUAUGAAAUCUGAAGGUCUGUACAGAGUGUCUGGUUUCUCCGAGCACAUCGAGGACGUGAGACUGGCCUUUGACAGAGACGGUGACAAGGCGAACAUCAGUGCCAGUGUGUAUGCAGACAUCAACAUCAUUGCUGGUGCUCUGAAGCUCUACUUGAGAGACCUUCCUAUCCCAGUAAUCACCUUUGACCUAUACGCCAAAUUCGUCCAGGCAGAAAAGAUCGCUAAUGCUGAAUCCAGGCUGGAGGCCGUGCAUGAGGCUUUGCUGCAGCUUCCUCCAGCUCACUACGAGACUCUUCGCUACCUGAUGGCUCAUCUCAAGAGGGUAACUUUGUUCGAAAAGGACAACUUGAUGACUUCAGAGAACUUGGGCAUUGUGUUCGGUCCAACGCUGAUGCAGCCGCCGGAGCAGAAUGCUUUGACCACGCUGAACGACAUGAGGCAGCAGAAGCUGGUGGUGCAGCUCAUGAUCGAGCACGAAGACGUCUUAUUCUAGAAUCCAGAUCCCGUCAACGUACGGUGCAAUCACGGACACUUUUGUCAGAGAUAAACUCAAAUUGCUCUGGGGAAGCUUCUUUUGAAUGCAUGACCGCUUGGUUUGGUGUUGUCUAGUCCAUGGUCGGCUUCCUUGCGUCACCAAGACUGUCAUGUGCGAUUUAGCACAGAUAUGUUUACAAGCCGCGGUGCCGUUUUCUUUGAAGCUGUGUGUGCAGUCUGCCUCUGCACGACAUCUGUGAACCUUCUUACUUGUUGUGUGUGCAAAUCCUGCUUGAUUUGUGCGUGUGUAUGUAAAAACCAUGAAAAAAAAUGGUCAAUUCAUGAAGCACUUUUUUGAAACGUGUACAGAUUUGUUUUGUAAAGAUGUUUAUUUUUGUCUUCUUACUCUGCAUCAUGUUGUUUGGUCACAAUAAUAUAUAUAUAUAACUAUACAGUAUGUACUGUUGGGAAUGAUGCGUGUUAAGUUGCUGUCUGGACACAAAAUGCUCAGAAGAAUAAAAGUUGUAUACAAAUCCA
Molecule: messenger RNA, 2046 nt
Organism: Nerophis ophidion (straightnose pipefish)
Lineage: Eukaryota; Metazoa; Chordata; Actinopteri; Syngnathiformes; Syngnathidae
Gene: chn2
Product: chimerin 2
Exons: 13
Coding region: 113-1528 (471 amino acids)
Biological process (GO): positive regulation of GTPase activity; regulation of small GTPase mediated signal transduction; signal transduction
Molecular function (GO): GTPase activator activity
Source: RefSeq, a predicted model, not a curated record